Rhopilema esculentum is the source of this 3998-nucleotide messenger RNA. Its product is annotated as glutamate [NMDA] receptor subunit 1. NCBI's taxonomy places the organism in Eukaryota, Metazoa, Cnidaria, Scyphozoa, Rhizostomeae, Rhizostomatidae. Gene Ontology annotation, cellular component: membrane. Gene Ontology annotation, molecular function: ligand-gated monoatomic ion channel activity; signaling receptor activity. The record is from RefSeq and is a predicted model, not a curated record. Gene Ontology annotation, biological process: monoatomic ion transport.
AUGAUAUGGGAAGCAGGAAAGAAAGACUUGGCUACCAUUCUACUGCUGGGUUGUUUUUUUGGCCAUGCAACUUGUAGAGACGCUGUUUCAGUUUUUGGAGUCUUUCAAAACACCUCUAUUCUUUCUUCAUUUAAAAAGGUGUUAGCUGACGUGAAUGCAACACAAAAUAUAUUUACCACAGACUUGCAUUCCAGUCAUGGAUUGGCGAAUCUAGUAAAUAGAAGUGAAGAGGUCAGAGAAAGAAUGCGUCAGAGUGGUGCUAAGAAGAAAAUUCUGUUUACUGACACCUACGGUAUACGAAGUGAGAUUGUUAAGGAGAUCUUGCUUGAAGGAGGUCAAAGCAUCGAUUAUGACGAUUCACUAAACGGCCAUCAGCAGGCGUAUCUUCAAGCGGCUGCUGGUAUGCUAUCUUUCUUGGACACACUGGAUUUUCCAUCGAGGAGAAUUUCUGUUUUUGUUGAUGAUACAGAGUUUGGCAAGGCCACUCUCACCCAAUUACUCAUAGCAGUGCAACACAGCCAGAGAAAAAUAGUCUCCUUUGCAACAGUCAAAGAGCCUUUCAAAAAGGAAAAUCUAACCCCUUUUAUUCUAAAAGGGAGUGGUGUCUUUCUGGUCGACAGUGAAGGAGGCAUUGCUGGGAAAUUGUUCUACAUAGCGCAGCAGCUAGGCCUAGGUGGUUUAAGGAACUCUAUUACAUGGAUAUUGUCAAAGCGAACAAUGGAUUCUCUAUCACUCACUUGCAGCUUUCCUCAGGGAAUAUACUAUGGACUGCAGACACGUGGAGCUGUACCAAAUGAAAAGUACAUUGCACAAAAGGUGACAGCCUGUAAGGAACAGCUAAGCAAUGGAGAAGAUUGCACUAAAAGAGAGCAGUUAACAACAGCCUAUCAGUUAUGGUCAAAUCCGAAUGUUUCAAGUGGAAGUGCUUGGUCUAGAGUGACACAGUUCGACCUGGAAAUGAGCAAUGUGAUCGUUCACAAGCAUGGCAGGAACCCUUUUUGGCCACGGCUAAGAGUGUCAGUUGUAGAAAAUUCACCAUGGACAAUUAUCACAAAAUAUAGAAAAAUUUCAAGCAGUGAGAGCCCGUGCUCUCUAGGAGGGAGACUUGGUAUCAGACUCGCGUUGAACUCUUCAGAACUCAUUUGCUUGCAUGGUUUCACUAUAGAUAUUAUCAAAGAGCUAGAGAAUCGACUACAAUUUGUAGCGAUCAUCCAUCUCUCUAAAGAUGGCAAGUAUGGAUCAUUUGAUGAAAGUAAAGGAAUGAUAGAUGGAAUAGUUGGUGAAAUAGCCAGAGGAGAGGCUGAUUUUGGCGUUGAAUUGAUCGAGGACAAAACUAGAAAUCAAUUCAUCAGUUACACCACCCCACACACAAUUACCUCUAUUUCAAUGGCUUACUUACAGCGAUACGAUUACAAAGAAGCUGACAUAUUUGAACCAUUCAGUGUCGAGCUAUGGUUGUGUAUUCUUGGCACAAUAUGCCUUUUGGUGGUAGUAAUUUGGAUUUUAGAAAGAGUCAGCCCAUAUAGCCAAUUCCAACUCAACAAACGAAUUCUUAACGCUGCGAAAACGUUUGAUAUCGAUGACAGUGCCAACUAUAUCAUGGGGACAUUUUUCACUGGAGAAAUUAUUGAUCAAAAGCCGAGGACAAUCGGCUCCCGUUCUACAAACAUCGUUGUUGCUUUUGUCUCUAUUUUGAUUAUUUCUGCGUAUUCGGCCAACUUAAUCAAGUUUCUUGUGGUUUUGGACGAGGAGCCUAUUGUGACUGGCCUGAAAGACCAAAAGUUGCUGAGUGACUCAAGUCAGCUGAAAGUUGGCAUAGAAGACAGCUCGUUCCUCCCAAACUACUUGAGAACCAACUCAGAUGCCCGGAUACGAAAGCUUUACUCUACCAGAGUGAUAGGUUACGCAUCAUUUGCAGAGUCGAUAAAGGCACUAAAAAACAGGAGCGUUGACAUCGUUCUUUACGAUUACCUUUCACUUGUAUACACUCAAUCAGUGGACAGAGACUGUUCUCUAAAGAUACUACAGCUCUCCAAUGCUAUAAUGGGGAUCCCAAUCUCACUAAACAACCAAUCAACGUGGAAGGGAAGACUAAAUGCAGCAGCAGUUGACCUCACUCUUUCAGGUACAGCUGACAACUUGUUGAAGACGUGGUUCAGCCAACAAUUGUGUAAAAAUAGUAAUAUAUUUUAUUCUCUUGAUAUCAGGCGUAUGGCAACAUUAUUCUUUUGGCUAUCAGUUGGAAUUCUAUGCUGCAUUGUCUGCAUGACUGGCAUAAUUCUAUUGAAAAAGUUAAAAGAGUUCUUCACAGGCAACAUAUAAAGUACCUGAGAAAUGGAAGGCCUUCACAGAACGGCAGAGCAAAACCCAGGAAAUAAAGAUCUAUGUUAUGCUCCUCUCUCCAGAAAAAUAGCAAACAUCAUGGCAAAUCAGUUUAAUUUCACUUUCUAUAUCAACAUCAAUGGGUUUGGUGAAAUGUUAUGACACCGAACAAUCUUUUAAAUUGCAGAUUCUACUGGUCUUUUUUAGCUACAAAAGCUACCUAAGCAAGAAUGUCAAAUAUAGUUAUUUAAAGACGUGUACAUGUUAUUUUAAAAUGGAUCAUUUAUCAAGUAAUGACGUAACUGAAUUAGUUGCCACUAAGACCAACCUUAACGUCUUGUUUGCAUAAAGCUUUAGAUUGACUUUAGUGACAAUGCUAUAGAUAAAUCUGCCAAAUUGAUAAUGUUUUCUGUAUCAUAAGCAUCAUAGAGUGCCAAGGCGUAGGUAAGGGCUCACUGGGUACAAAUUUAAUUGCCUCUUUUACUUGGGCGCUCAAAGUUCGGGAAAUCUGAGGUAAAAAUUAAAGACGAUUAAGACCUUUGGGCUUAACAAACUCUAAACGUUUAUGAUGGCUAAGCCUUGGUCUUACUCGAAUAUUGCUGCUCCUUUGCGUUACAAUUGCAUUAAUGAGCCUAAAAUUUAUUCUUUUGACUGAUUUAAGGGGUGGGGAAGGGGAGGAAGGAUUGCAACCCUCGUAGCCCCUAUUUUUCCUACGCCUAUUAUGGACUAAAAUAUAAUGAGAGCUUCUAGGACCUUGCCCCUGGAUUUAACUGAAUGUCUUUUCUGCACCCAGAUCGAAAUAUUCCAGUACUCGUUUCGUGCUCAACGGAUUUUUCAAAAAUUCUUGCAAAAAUAUGAACCCUCAGAAAUACUAACGUAACAUGAUCUAACACGGAAAACGCCUGUUUGAAUAUAAAGCAACUGAUUGAAUAUACACGAGUGUUCCCAAACAGGUGUUAUUGCCGGUAUGGAUCGUAUUAGUGGUCAUGAUGCAAUUGUGAGAUAUCACAUAAUAGACUUACUGAAAGCUUUCGUUAAAGUGCUUGAAUGCUUACAAUUUGAAUGCUUACAAUGCUUACAAUUUAAAUUUUAAACAUUGUAAUGAAGAACCAAAAUAAUGGUCACGCUAGAAAGAUUUUAAUCAGGAUGUUUUGUUUUUCUUUAAACAUAUGCGACCAAACACGAUAAAGUUAAAUGUGCAACAAAAGAUUUUUUCCACGCUAACCUCUUGCAAAUGAAUAGGGCGCUGAUUGUAACGUUAGAAAUUUUUUAUCAAGUAACAUGGGUCUUCGGAUAUCCAUAUAAAAGUAGGCUAUUUCAAGUGACAUAGAAAAAUAAAAAAAAAUGUUUCCUGGCGUAAAAUAGGCACUUCAAGGCUAUUUUCUUUGUCAGCAGUUUGAUUAUUGUCCAGAACUAUUGCGAGCCCAUCUUUAGCUUGAAGCUUGGUCCUGACAAGUCCUUAGUAAAGUUUUCCAGGUUUGACCCCUACACCCUAAGCGUGGAUAUCUUUACAGUAUAUGAACAAAGACAUAAAUAACUUUUAUGAACCGCAAGAGACAAAUGAUUUAUGCUCCUUCAAGAUGAUGAUGUGAAAAUUGGAAUGUUCAGUCAUGUUUCUUAAACUAUUGUUGUCGGUAGUUUGUUAAUAUAAUGUUCAUUACAGUUGUUAUAGUUUC